AUGUGUUUGUGUGUGCGGGAAUUUCUGUUGCGUGAAGUUGCAAUAAAAGAAACCACGUGUAAAAGUGUUCUGCAAUUUUUGUUCACCAGUUAACUGCGAGUGCGGAUAAUGAUAAUAAACCCCCCCUUAAGGCCCAUAUGCUUGGAGUAUUUGUUGGACUAUUCGAUCGAGAAAUAAACCUCACAGCAGCUGUCAAAGUCCGUUCAAGUUUGAUUUCAGUUUCGCCAUUAAAUUUAGGCAUUACCCGAGGAUUUUAACAUAAAUUAGCCGGCAAAAUUAGCAUUUGUAUUUAUCAUUAUCGCACCCAUACACUGACAUUUAAGACAGAGUGAUAAAGAAAAAGAAUUUACCUGUGAAAGUGAAAACGUGACAACACGAUAAAAACGAACGAGGCAAGCAAAACAAAAAACGAGUGCAUAAAAAACACUCAGCGACGCAAACGAAUAAAGGAACAGGAGCAGAAGGCGAGGAAGAAGAACAAGUGCAGCGACAAAAAAGAAAAAACAAAUAAUCAACGAAGGAAGUGCUUGAAAAAAACAAGAACGAAACAACUGAAACUAAAUUGACAGACUUUGAAAAGCCGCCAUAUUCUUCGAUUUGAUUAUCACACAGCUAUGCCCUUGCAGUGUUCGUGCUAAAUCGUUUACUAUAAUGAAUUCCGCGCGGCAUCAUCGUAUUGGAGUGUUUCUGUCUCCAUAAGUUGGCCACCAGUCACGACGUCACACUAAAUCUAAACAACAAGAUAUCUAACAAAACGCCAUUUAAACAAGGCUCGCAAAUUGAUUCCCACGCAACGGAAACGGAAGGCAACGCUCUGCAAAAUAAAAGCCAUCUAGUCAAACGGAAACAUCGAAGGAAACGCACCAUACAACAGCUGCCCGGCGUGAAGUGAGUGCUCAAGUGGAAACGCAGACCCAAGACCCAGAUCAAAACUUGACAGCCGAAAGGACCCCAAGAGUGACCGCAAAACUGGCUAAGAAGAUGCCAUACCACCGCGGAGGAGAUGCCUCCUCGCAGGCUGACAAGCUGAGCGGUAUCGUGGAGGAGAGCGACCUGUAUGAGGGGUUUGCUCCUCACGUUGAGACUUCGGGAAUCAAAACCCUUGACUUUUACAAUCUACCAAAGCCCACUGGCAAAGAGCCGGCACUGCGCUCCUACACCGAAAUCCAACAGCUGCUGCAGCAGGGCAAAAAACGUGACGUGAAGAAUAUACUCAGGGAGAACUCGUGGCCGAUCAACUCCCCGAUCCGAUCCCAGCUAUGGCCGAUGCUGUGUGGCCAGCACCAGACCAAGGAGCACAUGCUCGAUGGCUUCUACUGGGAGAUGGUUCACCAGGUCUUUGGCACCACGGAGCUGUCGGAGAAGCCCAUUAUGCUGCCCGCCUUUGUGGAUGCCACCCAUUGUUUGCCGUAUCACCUGACCAGCACCGGCAGAGCCGUGGCCGAUCGCAUCGUGAAUGUCCUGGGCUACGAUUGCCCCGAUAUUACUUACAGUCCAGUAUUGUAUCCCAUUACAUCGAUACUAUUGCAUUUCAUGUCGGAGGAGGAGGCGUACGUGUGCCUGGCCGGUCUGGUGGGCAGCAAGGAGAAGGUAUUCAUCAAUCAAACCAAACUACAGCACGAGGUCACCUGGAAGACGGUGAUGCAGAUAGCCAAAAAGCACACGAAAAGUGCAACUUCGUAUUUCCAACGUAUUUGCCCGGGCCUGAAGCUAGAGCGCGUCUUCAUGGACUGGUGCUGGUGGAUUCUAGCCGGUCUUCCCUUCCAGCAUCUGGUGCGGAUCAUGGACUGCUAUUUCCACGAGGGCAUCAAGGUCCUGUAUCGCGUGGCCCUCGUCAUACUCAAUCUGUUUCACAAGGAGUGUCAGUCGAACAACGAAUGGAGUCCGGAUAAUAUUAAAAACGACAUUGGCAAUGCGCUGAUUAAGUUCUGCAAGAAGAUACCAGUGUCGCCGGCGAAGCUGCUCCAUGCCGCCUUUAGUAUUAGGGGACUGAGUACCCAGUAUAUUUCUAGAAUAUUUAUCAAGACUGAAAUGCUACUAAAAAGCCGUUCCGUGCUCACCAGCGGUUCGAAGCAAUUAAUCAAAUCGCGUUCAAGUGAUAAUCUGCCCACUAGUCAGUCGCAGGUCAACAUACAGAUGAUGUCGCACACCCUGACCAUCCGAGAGGGCGAAAAAUCGCCCGGUCAUAGAGCCAUCGCGAUGGGCGUUUAUCCCAUACACAAUCUGAAAAGUCAAGCUUGUAAGAACGAAGAUCUAUUCACGCUGUGGUCCUGGCUGCCCGUGCGGAUAACAAUGUACCAACCGGUGCUGCUCUACACCACGGAGGAGCAUGGCUGUUCCCUGACCACGUUCUACGUCCGGGUGGAGCAGCAUGAGCCCACGCUGCUCAUGAUCAAGACGUGCAAUAAUGAGGUAUUUGGCGCCUAUUGCUCCUCGCGCUGGUUCGAACGGAACGUCAAAGAUGACAAGGGCCAGCGACAGGCCUACUUUGGCACCGGCGAAACCUUUUUGUUCUCCCUGUAUCCGGAGCGAGCCAAAUACCCCUGGGUGGGCAUUGAGGGCGACAAGGAUCUGGGCCACAGUUCCGAGCUGUUUAUGGCCGCCGACUCCAAGAUGAUUACCAUUGGUGGCGGCGAGGGUCAGGCCAUCUGGAUGGACGAGAAUAUACGAUUUGGCAAGACGGACAGCUGCAAGACCUUCAACAAUCCGCCCCUGUGUCCAUCGGGAGACUUUGAGAUCCGUGUACUGGAGGUCUAUGGCUUUGUGGGCAUCUAAAACUCCUCUUUCAGUCUGACCGAGAUAUUGCCCGCCGAUGAUCAAGUGCUCGCUCAGCCAAGCGCCAAAUUGUUCGACCUUUCCCCCCGCGUUUCCUAUAUACCCAACUCAAGAACCUGCAGAUUGCUUUCGUUUCCGCCGUUAUGGCGGAUGCCGACGAUGAUAAAACCGAGAUGAGAAAAUGUGUAAACAUUUAUAAAAGCUUAUUUAUAAAUGCAUGUAUCGAAAGUGUGGCCAAGCAGCAAGCUUGUUAAAUGUUAAAUGUUAAUGAAAACAAAAUUAUAUAUUAUAUAAUGGAAAUACUCUGUGAGUUCAUAUGUUUCAAAACGCAAAGCUUUGAAAUUACAAUACACUAGUUGUUAUAUAACCCCUUUACAUAUAUAUAUAUACUAUACAAGCAUAUAUGCAUAAUGAAUUAUAUUAUAAAAGUGUAUAUCUAAAUGUAAAUCAUGUAUUUCUAAAGCAGCAGAGAAAACAAAAUAUUCCUUAAACGAAUCGAAAGCAAAAACCACAACAAACACCAGAAAACUUUUGGGCUGCAAAUUUCAUUAUUAUUAUUAUUAUUAUUAUUAUUGUUUAUUAGCGUUGUAAUAUUUCAUUUAGUUUAAAACUAUGUAUGUAUUUUUUCUUUCUGUAAACCAAAUUUACUGACUUGACUGAAUUCGUUAUUAAUGUUAUUAAUAUUAUUAUAAUUAUUAUUGCUAUGUGUAUAGAAGAAAGUGUAACUUGUGUAAAUUGCAUAGAAAACAAAGCAAAACAAAACAAACUUGAAUGUUUCUAAAAGUUGUCUCCCAAUCAAUUGGUCGCAAACAAAAUAUAUAUAGAGAUAAAGCAAAAA
Molecule: messenger RNA, 3613 nt
Organism: Drosophila kikkawai
Lineage: Eukaryota; Metazoa; Arthropoda; Insecta; Diptera; Drosophilidae
Source: RefSeq, a predicted model, not a curated record